AUGGCUGUCAGAAACCUGGCUGCGGUACUGCAGGAUCAAGGGAGGUACGAAGAAUCAGAAGUGAUGAGUCGCCGCGCAUUGGAGGGGUACGAGAAAUGUUUUGGAUCGGUCCACCCUGAUACUUUGGUGGCUGUCAACAACCUAGCUCAGGUGCUGCGGGAGCAAGGGAGGUACGAAGAAUCGGAGGCGAUGAAUCGCCGCGCAUUGGAGGGGCGCGAGAAAUGUUUAGGAUCGGACCACCCUGAUACUUUGACGGCUGUCAAUAACCUGGCUGUGGUGCUACGGGAGCAAGGAAGGUACCAAGAAUCGGAGGUGAUGAAUCGCUGCGCAUUGGGUGGGUACGAGAAA
Messenger RNA from Tuber aestivum (summer truffle), 348 nucleotides. The record is from the annotation of a GenBank genome assembly. NCBI's taxonomy places the organism in Eukaryota, Fungi, Ascomycota, Pezizomycetes, Pezizales, Tuberaceae.